AUGGCGGACUCUCAGGAUGCUCCAGCCACAAACGAAGACAUCUCUGUUCGUCUGGCAAAGCAGGUGACCUUUGCGGAUACGGAGCCGGAGGAGAAGCCAAACCCUCCCCCAGCUGAUCAACCAGACUCGGAUACAUCUGGCUCGACUAAGCCUCCACGCCCAAAAAAAGAGGAGGAGGAGGAUGCACCCGUGCCACUGGAAUGGGUUGAGGGCCAAAAGAAGAAGAAGAAAAGCAAGCCCCGUCCAAAGAGCAAACGAGGAAAGAACAAGCCAACAGGUUUUGAAGACUGGUUUGGCGAUGCUCCCAUGACUCCCGACGAAUUCGAGGUCGAAAAGGAGCUGUACGAUAUCUCCCGGUCUCCUCUUUGCCGCAUGGAGGAUGCUCUUCUGCGCUACCAGAAAAAGCGCCGCAUCGAGUCCGACAGAAGAGAGGUCUUCCUGAAGUAUCUUGCGUAUGGGGGUGUGGACGUGAGCCAAAAUAUGUUCGGAGGCAUGGACGCGCGUGACCUCAAGGCACUGGACAGUGAGCAGAUUCUUCAGGCGAGAACCCAGGCGCGCAUGAGAAAGGACCUCUCUCAUUUGACUAUCGAUUUCGAUGCCGUGGCCCGAGGCUUCCUGACUUCCUUCUUUCCCUACUACUUCAACCCUGAUACCGAAGCCGCGGUCAAGCUGGCGACUGUCACCAUCCGAAACUUCCUGUCGUACCUCCUGUACCACGAUGUGUGCCCGGAGUAUAAAGAGAACAUCGACCAGGCCAGGAAGUCGUGCGACAUCGCUGCAAAGGAGCUUUGGAAGAACCAGCAGCUCAUGGCCAAGGGCCCCGGGAACUUCAAUACGGCCUGCUCCACUCUCUUUGCUGGAGUCCUCUUCGACUCAAAUAUGGGAGAGAGCGACUGGGAAAACCCCCUGGAUGAUUCACCUCGCAUGACGAAUGAGGUGGCCCGCAAAGUGGUCAAGUUCGCCCUUGCCGGUGCAGGAUCCGACACGCAGGCCCGCCAAUUCCAGGAAAUGGCGAACCAGCACUCCCUCAAAGCAACGCGUGUCGAAGACAUCGGCGGGUUUGAGAUCACUGCCGUCCACCCACCCGACGCGGUCGAUUGCGAAUUCUACAAGCGAAACGCUCCGGAUCUCGUGCCUGUCGGACGACUGCUGGCAAAGUCCUACCGGGAUCCAGGGCAGCCUGAAUUCGACCUCAGUCCGGAGGAAUCUCUGGCCGGGCAGCCCGUGCUGGAGUUCCAGUUCUUCUUGGAGGGCAGUCUGCUCCAGUAUUGCUACCCGGGGAUGAAAGUGAUCAGUCCGGUGUGGAGGAUGAACGCAGGGUUUGACUAUUUCGAGGAUGUAUUCCGAGUUUACGGUUCCAUCUAUACGGUUCUGGCGAACGACCUGAUGCUGGGAUGGAAAGAGCCGAAAGAUAUGACUACCGGAAGCAGUGCUGGAGAGAGUGACAAGAAAAACGAGAAAGCAGACGACGGUGAUGGCUCGGACUCCUCCGUGACCUUGUGA
Aspergillus heteromorphus CBS 117.55 is the source of this 1503-nucleotide messenger RNA. RefSeq lists its product as uncharacterized. Gene Ontology annotation, biological process: regulatory ncRNA-mediated gene silencing. Gene Ontology annotation, cellular component: ARC complex. The transcript has 5 exons. Lineage: Eukaryota; Fungi; Ascomycota; Eurotiomycetes; Eurotiales; Aspergillaceae. The record is from RefSeq and is a predicted model, not a curated record. The coding region runs from base 1 to 1503 and encodes 500 amino acids.